Molecule: messenger RNA, 1124 nt
Organism: Cokeromyces recurvatus
Lineage: Eukaryota; Fungi; Mucoromycota; Mucoromycetes; Mucorales; Mucoraceae
Exons: 3
Coding region: 149-631 (160 amino acids)
Biological process (GO): positive regulation of transcription by RNA polymerase II
Molecular function (GO): protein dimerization activity; DNA-binding transcription factor activity, RNA polymerase II-specific; RNA polymerase II cis-regulatory region sequence-specific DNA binding
Source: RefSeq, a predicted model, not a curated record
UUUUUUUUUUUUUAUUCUAUUUUAUAUUUUUUCCAUUCUUUACCUUGUUAAGUUUUAGAAGUGCUGAAUUUGGCAACUCCCUGUAUUGGAAAUAUUUUUUUUUUAGGAAAGAACUUUUAUUUUUUUUAAAUAAACAUAUAUCAAAAAAAUGAACCCAGACUUAGCAGAAAGUCAAAGACUUCAGCAACAAAAACAACAACAGCAAUCAACCGAACCACAUAUUGAAGAUCCAAGCAUUUCUGGUGGUGAAGAUUCGGAUAAUGAUAAACCUGCUCGACGUUCUGGAAGAAGAAAGAUUAAGAUUGAAUACAUUGAAGAUAAAAAUAGAAGACAUAUUACGUUCUCAAAGAGAAAAGCUGGUAUUAUGAAAAAGGCUUAUGAAUUAAGCACCUUGACAGGGACACAGGUUCUUUUGCUUGUUGUUUCUGAAACAGGUCUUGUAUACACCUUUACAACUGUCAAGUUACAACCCAUUGUUACAAAACCAGAAGGGAAGAACUUAAUUCAAGCGUGUUUGAAUGCUCCUGAUCCUGUGUCUAAUGAACAAUCCAAUGGAGACGCGUCUUAUGGUAAUGCCUCACCACAAGUUGAAGAUAAAAAAUCAAUUUAUGAAGAUAUAAAGGUAAGAUAAAUAAAUAAAUAAAUAAAUACAGAUAAAAUAAUCAAGUUAUUUUAUUUUCCUUCUUUCUUUGAUAUUAUAGACUGAGCAACCUACAUCUAAUCAAUUGGCAUCACAACAACAGGCACAAACACAGCCUACUAAUGCACCUAGUGGUUAUACUGGAGGUAAUGGAUCAAACGGCGGUUAUCAGCCACAACCACCUUAUACUCAACCACAACCAGGAAAUAAUGCCACUAAUGCAUAUAAUGGUCAUCCCGGCUAUAUCAAUGCACAUAAUCAAAAUAGUCCCUAUCAACCAGCGCCUUCACAAAAUGCUUAUGGUCAAAUGCCUCCACCUGCUUUUUAUAGUAACCAACAGCCUCAUUAUAUGCAACAACAACAACAACAGCAACAGCAACAACAACCUCAAGGCUAUUGGCAACAACAGCAACCACAGCAACAGCCUGGCGGUCUUCCUUUACCAAAACAAGACCAAUCACCUAUUAUGGAUAACAAGUCAAAU